AUGCUGUCCAGUGCCACCGCCUGGCUGCUAGCUGCCAGCAUGCUGCCGAUUGCCACAGCAUUGCACGGCGGUCAGCCGGCAUUGCCCACGCCCGUUGCUGCGUCGUCUUUCCGAGCGUGCGUCAAGAUGCAGUACGGCCAGCAUUACGGAGGCCAAGCCUACGCCGCCGUCUCUUACGCGCAGCAGGGCAACGGGCACUACGGGCAGUCGGCAGCGUACGGCACCGCGCAGCAGGGCAACGGGCAAUACGGGCAGCCGGCAGCGUACGGCACCUGGAACGUCUUCCCGCGCGACGGCGCUGGCUCCUCGCUCACAAACACUUACCAGGUCACACCAGGGAGGGAGCAGAUCCUCGGGCGAUUUGACAUGGUCGAGACGUUCGGCACAAAGCUUACCGUCUCGCGUCAGCAGGCCGCGGUGCAAGUCAGGCCGGACGGGACCGCGACGGUCUACUCGAUCGGAAAGCCUCCGACGGGUUUCCGCAGGUCUCCGUACGAGCCGUGGGCCUGGCUACAGCACGGGCAGUCGAUGGUGCUCUCGCACGGCUGCAAGAUCUCUCUGGACGCGGGGGACCCGGAGGGGGCGGUCUACAAGUGCGAGAUGGACGACGGCUCAACACCCGGCCUGCAGGGCGGUGGGUACGGCCAGGCGGCCGGCGGGCAGGGCACCUACGGCGACCUCGGCUUCCGGCAAGGCGACGUGGUCCAGGUGGUGGAACAGAGGGCGGACGGGUGGUGGAAGGGCUCCCUCAACGGGCAGCUGGGCUGGUUCCCCUCCAAUUUUUGCUCGGAGCCGUUCUACGGCCAGUGA
This is a messenger RNA of Emiliania huxleyi CCMP1516, 810 nucleotides long. RefSeq lists its product as hypothetical. NCBI's taxonomy places the organism in Eukaryota, Haptophyta, Isochrysidales, Noelaerhabdaceae. Gene Ontology annotation, molecular function: protein binding. The coding region runs from base 1 to 810 and encodes 269 amino acids. The record is from RefSeq and is a predicted model, not a curated record. The transcript is spliced from 2 exons.